This is a messenger RNA of Trichomycterus rosablanca, 1227 nucleotides long. RefSeq names its product interferon-induced protein 44-like. The transcript has 6 exons. Gene Ontology annotation, biological process: immune response. NCBI's taxonomy places the organism in Eukaryota, Metazoa, Chordata, Actinopteri, Siluriformes, Trichomycteridae. The coding region runs from base 335 to 937 and encodes 200 amino acids. The record is from RefSeq and is a predicted model, not a curated record.
ACAGCUGGGUUUGGCUGGUGCUCGUAGAAACGCGUGCGCGCCGACGCUGGUUGUCCGGCUGUGGCCCAGCGUCCAGUCUCUGAUUCCGUGCCGGCAGAACGAGUGUCACCAUAGCAACAGUGCGACGGUUCGUGUGAGAAAUAAAGAUGACCUAAAAGAGAGACUGAAAAAUGUUAAGGUCAAAAACCCACAAGUCGAGUACGUCAGGAUUCUGAUUGUUGGAGCAGUUGGAGCAGGAAAGUCCAGCUUCAUAAACUCAGUUAAUAAUGUUUUCCAAGGACGAAUCACCUGUGAUGCUCUUACUGAUUCAACAGCUGGAACCUCGUUUACAAAAAUGUAUAAAACCCAUCAGAUUGAGGAUGAGGAUGGUUUGCCUUUGGCCUUUGUCUUUAAUGAUGUCAUGGGACUUGAACCAGACAAUGGGGUAAAAAAAAGUGACAUCAUCAACGCCCUACAAGGGUAUGUCAAGGAAGGAUACAAAUUUAAUACUACAUCCCCCCUGACAAAGACAGACCACGGUUACAGAAGUGACCCGAGUCUUGAGCAGCAGACCUUCUGCCUGGUCUACGUUAUGGCAGCAAGCACUGUGUCAAUGCUGGAUGAUAAAGUCAUUACGCAGAUGAAACACAUCCGUGAAGAAGCUUCUACAUUAAACAUGCCUCAAGUGAUCAUCAUGACGAAACCAGAUGAAGCCUGUCCACUGGUUAGCAAAGACAUAAGGAAGAUCUACACAAGCAAGAAAAUCAAGACAAAGAUGGAGGAGUGCAGGAAUCUGCUGGGUGUUCCCAUGAAUCACAUCUUCCCUGUGAAGAACUACCACGAGGAAGUGGACACAGACGACGACAUGGAUCUUCUGAUCCUCAAAGCGCUUGAUCAGAUCGUGUACAUUGCCAACGCUGCACAGAAGAGAAGAGCCCCCAGUCAUGACCGUGAGUGAGGACUCUUGAGAUGCUGCGAGAUGCUGCGAGAUGCUGUUGUUGCGAGCAUUUAUUUAGUGGCAUUUGUUAAAUCUCUUUUGGUGUUUGGUGUUUGUUGAACAUAAGCUAGAAUUUAUUAUAUGACAGACAGUAUAAACAGUAUUAUUAAUUACUGUAAGUAAAAAUGCUUUAAUUUAAUUUAGUUUUCUUUAUGCCUACAUAUGAUGUUAUUCAGAUGUUGUGGAUGUUUAUUAGUAAUUUUUUGAUGCAUCUUUAUUUCUAUUAUAUAUCAUUAAAAUAUAUUUUUACA